Molecule: messenger RNA, 2301 nt
Organism: Protopterus annectens (West African lungfish)
Lineage: Eukaryota; Metazoa; Chordata; Ceratodontiformes; Protopteridae
Gene: CFAP99
Product: cilia and flagella associated protein 99
Exons: 16
Coding region: 143-2125 (660 amino acids)
Source: RefSeq, a predicted model, not a curated record
CUCUUUGCAGUACCGGCCCUUAGUAAAAACAUUGACCCUCGUCAAAGGGAGAAGGAAACAAGUGCAAUUAAAAGUUUCAAAAAAGGAAGGACAAAGAAAGAAACGGGCACUGUUUGCGGUUUCCCUUUAAUGAGAUAACAAAAUGACAAAUUAUGGAAAAUUGAUGGCAGCAGUGAUUCAGCUUCUCAACAGGUUUGACCCAGAAAAUCAGAGCGUGGAGCAUUUCCUGGAAAAGUCUGCAAAGGAUUUGAUGGAACUGUAUGCAACAGAAGAAGCAUUUGUCCUGGAAGUUCUAGCAGGCUGCAUUCAAUACAGAUCAUUGUUGGAUGUUGUUGUAGAAGCAUUUUAUGUCCGUGAUGGAAUAAACUGCCUUUUAUCAGAACGUAACCUCUUUAAUGUUAUAUGUUAUUUAGCCACUUUUCAACUUGAAGAACUUGGUAUGAAACGUUUCACCAGUAUAAUCAAAUCUCAGGACACAAAUAAAAUGUACAAGUUUCUUAGGUUCUUUUUUAAUGUCAUGCACUUAAGUACGUGGAUCCUGGAUGAAUGGAGCUUAAUUUAUGAAGCUGCUUAUGUGAAGGAAACUUGGAUUAAUCCUCUGCUGAGAUGGCAGCCUAAGGUUGAAACACUGAUAAGUCAUCUAGGUAACAUAAUUUCUAAUCAUUGCACGCCCAAAAAGGAUAGCAAGACUACCAAACCAAAAGAGUAUAAUUUGACCAAACCUAAGCCACGAGCCAUUCCAGUACCUGAGAAGAUACCACAGCAACAGAAAACUCAUACAGUUCCUUCAAGCACAUACAGACACCCAAAAGAACUGCAACAACUAGACGAAAUAAAGCAGCAGAAUCGCCAGAAAGCAGAGGAGAUGCUUCUAGAGGCCAACUCUGCACCAUUCAAAUGUGCAUCGUCAGAAAAGUCUGAAAGUGCAAAGCAUGUUUUACUAGACAUUGCAAAAGAAGAAGAAUCUAAGAUGUCUUUCAAAGCACGCCCUUUUCCUGGCUACAAGGUGGAUAAUAUACCAAUUAAACUGAACACAGCAGCCAUUUUGAGAGAAGGUCUCAUUUAUCAGAGAAGAGAAGAAGAAGAACUUCAUAGAAUUGAAAACCUUUUAGAAGGGUCUAGAGACUCUUCCAAAUUCCUGGAAUGGCAAAAACAAAUGCGUGAAAAGGAUAUGGAGCAGCAGCUGGCAGAUAUAGAAAGGAGGCGUUUGGAGGGGAAACUUAGUUAUGAAGAAGCAGUGCUGGCACGACAGAAAAUAAGUGAGGAAAACAAAAAGAAGGCUGUACUAAAGAAAGAAGAGACAGCAGAGCUAAUGCGACAGUAUGCAGAAAAACGCCUUCAAGAAGAAAAAGAUAUGAGAGAUCUAGUGCAGCAGGUGGAGGAAGGACAUAAAAAUGCAAAGCAGGCAAAGAUAAAGCUUCAAGAAUAUAAACAGCGAAUAGUUCAGGAAGUGACAGAAGAGAGCAGAGAACUCCUUCGUGAGGCUCUUGCACGUGCAGAAGAGGAGCUAUGCAAGAAACUUGAGUUAAUUCGCCAGAUACAAACAAUAGAAUCAGUGCCAGUGAUCAGGCAUAAGUUUGUGGACUUAACUGAAACGGCUGGAUACCGCUUACUGUCUGAGAUGUCCAUAGUAGAAUUGAGAGAACGUCUAGCAUUACUAAGAGAAGCACAAAGAAAUUCAGAGGAGGAGAAGAGAGAUCAGAUCCUGAAUGAAAAGAAAACCAAAGAACAGUUCCUGCUGGACAAACUACAACAAAUUUCAUUGCACAGAGCAGAGUUAAGUAAAGCAGCUGCUGAAAGGAAUGAAGCAAGGAGAAUAAAAUCGCAGACAAAUAAAUCAUUGUCAACAGAUGAACAUAUACUAGAACUACAGAAACAGCUUGAAGAAAAAAGAAACCAGCGUAAGAAACAGUCUGAGAGGGAUUCUAAAGGAAAAAGUAAUAAGUCAUGGAAAGCACACAAGAAAUCAUUAGAAGAACAGCACUGGGAACAGCAGGAGAAAAGUAGAGAACGUCAGAUCAAGUUGCUCCACAGUGGUAUGUUAUCCACAGAAAGUUCUCAGAAAAUAGCUUUGUAUCAGGCAGCAAGAAUUGGGGCUUCCUCUCCUUGUGUAUCUCGAUCGUAGUAUUGUGGCUCCUUGUUCAAUGGAGUUAUAACAUUUUCACUCCAUGUGGCACAUCUAUAGUAUGUGGUAAAGUGGACUAAGUGUGAAAAAUAAUUUGACAAUGUUUUCAUUUACCAGAGUAUUUUACUUAUGUUUUAGUAUUAUAAUAAAUACUUCAAGGAUAUAAUAAAACAUCA